UAAAGAAAGAGAGCGCGCGUGUAAUGUUUUUGAGGAUCCUCAGUGUUUUUCUCUUUUGCGUGUUUCAUUGAGUGUAAACAGAGUCUUGUCUCUGUGUAUUUAAGUGUUGAGACGAUGAUGAUGAUGUGAUGUGAUGUGCUGUGCUGAUGUGACUGUGUGAUUUGUCCAUGCUGGAUAUAUUGAUCAUUUUAUCACAGAAAUCUCUCAGCUGAAGAAAGAGGAGAUUUAGCAAUGGAUCGAGAGGAUGUGGAUUGUUGUGAAUCUUCAGUGUAUGUGAGUGAUGAUGGGAGUCUGGAUUCAGUGUGGAUGAGCAGAGAUCAGAGCCGCACACCACAGCCACUGCUGGACUCUAAACUCUCUGAAGAGAAAUCCAGACACACACUGGACUCCGAUCUCAGUCUGACUUUACUCUGUUAUACUGAGUCAAAGCCCACAGACACUCAGGACACUACAGUGUGUGACAGUAAACAGAGCUUACAGGAGGAUCAAACCUCCACAGAGUCUCUGGAUUCUGUCUGUAACGCUGGAGAACAGCAGCAGAUCCUGCAGACCAAACUGAAGAUGUGUUCAGUUAAACUCAUCGACUGCACGAACCUCAUGAUGAAGAUUAAAACUGAACCCACAGAAAUCAAAACUGAACUCACAGAAAUCAAAACUGAACCCACAGAAAUCAAAACUGAACCCACAGAAAUCAAAACUGAACCCACAGAAAUCAAAACUGAACCCACAGAAGAGGAAGAUGGCACUGAGGAAGAAGAUGAUUUUAUUCCAUCAGAUGUGAAGAGUGAUUCAUGUUUGGAUAUAGAAAUAACGUCCUCAACAUCAAAAGAGCGACUGACAGCACAAACUCUUUCCUGCAUCACCUGUGGAAAGACAUUCAGCUCACAGAGACAUUUAGAGAGACAUGAGAGAAAACACACAGAACAGAAACUCUUCACCAGAUCUGAGACCAGCUUUACUACCUUACAAGAGAAGAAACUUCAUUCAGAAGACCACAGAGAGAAGAAGAAGAAGCAGUUUCACUGUGAGCAGUGUGGGAAGAUUUGUCUCUCUUCCUCUGAUCUAAAUGUUCACAUGAGGACACACAGUGGUGAAAAGCCUUUCUACUGCACUGAAUGUGGAAAAUACUUCAGAACCAAACACAAAAUUAAAGUUCAUCAGAGAGUUCACACAGGAGAAAAACCUUACGAGUGUCCUCACUGUGAGAAGAGAUUUAGCUGUAAACGUGGUCUGAAGAGACAUGUGCUUUCACACACCAAUGAGAGACCGUAUCAGUGCAGUGAAUGUGACAAAGCAUUUAGGGAUUCAAGUUCAUUAAAAAAACACCAGAAAAUUCACAUUAAGGAGAAACUCUAUCAGUGUUCACACUGCGAUAAAUGUUUCUGUCAUAAAUAUCAGCUAAUAAAACAUGAGACAUUUCACACUGGAGAAACUUAUCACUGUAGUGUCUGUGAGAAGAGUUUUAAUCGACAUGAAAGUUUAGUGAUACACCUGACAAAUCAUACAGGUGACAAACCUUACCAAUGCUCUCAGUGUGACAAGACGUUUACUUCUUCAUCUUACUUAAAAGUCCAUCAGAGAGUUCAUACUGGAGAGAAACCUUAUCACUGUAGUGUCUGUGGGAAGAGCUUCUCUGAUUCAUCUCGAUUAAGAGUCCAUCAGAGAGUUCAUACUGGAGAAAAACAUCAUCACUGUAGUGUCUGUGGAAAGAGUUUUUAUCGACAUGACAAUUUAGUGAGACACCAGAGACUUCAUACAGGUGAAAGACCUUACAGAUGCUCUCAGUGUGACAAGACGUUUGUACAGUCAGGUAAUUUAAAAGCCCAUCAGAGAGUUCAUACUGGAGAGAAACCUCAUCACUGUAGUGUCUGUGAGAAGAGUUUUAAUCGACAUGACAUUUUAGUGACACACCUGAGAAUUCAUACAGGUGAAAAACCUUACAAAUGCUCUCAGUGUGACAAGACGUUUGUUUAUUCAGGUCAACUUAAAGCCCAUCAAAGAGUUCAUACUGGAGAGAGACCGUAACACUGUAAUGUGCUUGUCUUUCCUGCCCCGGGUGGAUAGCUUUAAUAUUCGAAUGAAGAUGCAUGUUGAUAGGAACGUCAAACGCAGAGCGGAGCUGCAUAGAUGGACUGACAACUGGAAUUUAAGUAUCGUGAGAUCAGACUGCUUGUUAUAAUUUCGAAUGGCUCCCGCGGCACAAUGAUGUCACCUGCCAGCUGGUCUGUGCAGCGCUGCAUGAAGUUAAGAACAUGGGGGCCCCCUAGUGGUGCGGGCCACACGCAGCUCGCGUAGCCUGCGUAUAGGGAGGAUCGGCUCUAAUCAAUUUAAACUGAUCUUGUAAUGAAAUAAAAUGACUUAUGUGUAUAACUCUGCCUCACAUGGGCACUCUGGUAACUUAACAGUCACAUGAAAGUCCAUGACAUGUGAGAAUGCAGGUUUUAUUAUUAUUUUUCUAGUUGUUCACCUCAUUUUCAGAGUCGUUGAUACACUGUUGUAAUACUCUUCUUGUUGUAAUUAUAUCCAAGAAGCACACACAUGCAUGAUCCUGCUUAUUCUACAAUUGUUAGCCUUUAUCGAUUUAAUUCUUAUCGUCAAUUAAUUGAAUAUCAAUUGAUUGUUAACAUCCCUAGAACUGGGUGGCCAUACGUGCCAUUUUCGCCAGACGCGUCCUGGACAGGAUUUCUGGUGCGUACUCCAGAAGUCGCAUUGGUCAACCGCAUACGUCAUCAAGGUUUAAUAUUUCAGGUUCUAUUUCAAAAAAGCAACUCUUACAUUUCAAGGUAAGAAUGAAACUACAAUGAUUGUAUGUAUUAAGAGAAAUACAUUUUAAUUUUAUAAUGUAUUUUACUGAAAUCUGAUAACCUCGAUGAUGCGAUCGACUUUCGGACGACGCACCCAAAAUCCUGUUCAGGAUGGUCCAGUGAAAAUGGCACGUAUGGCCACCCUACCUAGAACAAACAUACAAAUGAAAUAAAACAGUUCAGUUUUUUUUAGAUUCAUCUAACAGUACUGUAUUAAACGGGACAAAAAUUAAAGUUCCCAUAUUUCAAAGCUUUCUAGAGUUUUAUUUUAGGUUAUGAUGUCCUUAAAGGGAUAGUUUACGCAAUAAUUAUUUACUCUCUCAUGUUGUUACAAACCUGUAUUAAUUUCUUUGUUCUGAUGAACACGAAGGAAGAUAUUUUGAGGAAUGUUUCGAAAUCAAGCCAUUUGUGAGCCCCAUUAAAUUCCAUAGUAUUCUUUUUUCCUACUCGAACAGUUUGAUUACAAACAUUCCUCAAAAUAUCUUCCUUUGUGUUCAUCAGAACAAAGAAAUUUAUACAGAUUUGUAACAUCAUGUUAAAAAGUAAAUAAUAAUGAUUGGUCAUUUUACUGUCUGUCAGACUUUGGCUUAACAUUGAGUGACAAUGAGUGUCUUUUUAUUACAAACAUCAAAUUUAAGUAAUAGAGAAAUGUAUUGCCAAUUGAAAAGGUUUAUCCAAGAGAAAAUUUCAAAUAUUGGCUGAUAUAUCGGCCUCUGCAAUAUAUUGUCCUAUAGUUUCAUAUUGUAUGGACUUUAUUGUGAUGGUUUUAUUCAUUCAUUUAUUCAUCUUUAUUCAUGUUUCCUGUUUGUUUUCAGUCAAUAAAAGUAAAUUGUUUAAACUCGUACAUUAAUCAUUGCUUAACUGAAAAUGUAUUUAUUCACAUGGUUUAUAUUUACAUUGUAAAAAAUUUGCUGUAAUUAUGCAGCUGGUUGCCAGUAACUUACUGUUGAAGAUAAAGACUGAAAAUGUUUCAUGAUCAUUUAUAUUUGAACAAACUGUUGCCAGUAAAUAACAUAAAUGUAAAAUCUACAGUAUGUUUAGUUGCCAGUAAUACCCAGUAGUACUGUAAUUUCUACAGAAAUGUUUUACAGUGUAAGCACUGCUGUCAGCUGACAUUACAUUAAAUUAUAGUUUGCUUGUUUUACUCAUUUUUCUAAAGAGGUGUAAUAAAAUGGAAU
Messenger RNA from Paramisgurnus dabryanus, 3982 nucleotides. NCBI's taxonomy places the organism in Eukaryota, Metazoa, Chordata, Actinopteri, Cypriniformes, Cobitidae. The record is from RefSeq and is a predicted model, not a curated record.